UGAUCUUAGAAUGAACUUUUGAACAGAAAGAAUGUCGAAGAAGGAAUACGAAUGUAAAAUUUUAAAUUCAUGAUCAAAUUAGUGUGUAUAACAUAUGUUGAAUAUGUAAUGUAAGUUUAACAAGAUAUUUAAUUGUUUCAGUACAAUAAAGCGAUUUAUGAAAUAAAUGUAGAAAUGCUUAACAUACAUGAUAAAGAUUAUAGAGUUUUGGAUUUGGUACGGCAACGUGAGAUACAGGAUUCUGUAGCAUAUGCAGUUUCUCAGAAAUUGCAUGUUACAGAAAGUUUGAUAGCUCGAUUAGGAUUAGAGAAAGAAUUGGUCGGGCAUACAGGAUGUGUAAAUUGUUUAGAAUGGAACGAAAGUGGACAGAUCCUUGCUUCAGCAUCCGAUGAUAUGAAUAUUAUUUUAUGGGAUCCAUUUCGAUACGAAAAAAAAUUACUGCUUCGAACAGGUCAUCAUGGAAAUAUAUUUUCUGUUAAGUUUAUGCCAAAGUCAAAUGAUAGUAUACUGGUGUCGGGUGCUGGUGAUAGCAAAGUACGUGUUCGGGAUCUCACGCUUACCGAACCCAUACUUAUAUGUAAUUGCCAUAUGGGCCGUGUCAAACGUAUCGCUACUGCUUCUACUGUACCUUUCCUUUUUUGGAGUGCUGCAGAAGAUGGUCUUGUUUUACAAUAUGAUAUUCGCAUGCCACACACCUGCAAAAACAAUGAAUGUAAUACUGUAUUGAUAAAUCUCGUUAAUCAUUUGGGUCAGUAUGCAGAAGGCAAAUGUAUUUCUGUAAAUCCAAAAAAACCUGAAUUAAUAGCUGUUGGAGCAAACGAUGCCUAUAUACGAAUGUACGACCGCAGGAUGAUUAAACUUUCUCAGGUGCCUAUUAUCUCUUCUCCACGCAGUGACUGGGAGAGAGGAGAUUUAAAUAUACGUCGUGCUGGUGAAGGCGAUCCAGAUGAGAAUAUACCAUUGGGUUGCGCACAGUACUUUAUCGCGGGCCACCUGCAGUCUCGACAGCGUAAAAGUAGGAUUCUCACUACUACAUAUUUAAACUUCAGUGCUGAUGGGAAUGAGCUGCUUGUCAAUAUGGGUGGUGAACAAAUUUAUUUAUUUGACAUCAAUAAUCCAAAAUCUUUGAAGACAUACUGUGGUCAUUUUACAAAUACUUAUUCAGGAGAUCUUGGAAAAUGCUUUGUGGAAAAGAAUAAUCCGGAUGCUCUAGAUGGUACUAGGAAGAACAUUAAAGUUCUACCACAUCAUGUCGAAGAAUUAAAAUGUCAAGCCAAUGGACAUUUUGAACAACAAAAGUAUACUUUGGCAAUUACCUCAUACAACAAGGCAAUCAGUUACUGCCCUAAUGCAGCUGUGCUUUUUGCUAACAGAGCUGCAGCAUAUAUGAAACGAGCUUGGGACGGUGAUAUAUAUGCUGCUCUUAAAGACUGUCAAACUACAUUACUCCUUGAUCCAAGUCACGUAAAAGCACAUUUCAGAUUGGCACGAUGCUUGUUUGAUUUACAUCGGUCAGUUGAAGCUGAAGAAGUAAUUAAAGAUUUUCAGCAAAAAUUCCCUGAAUAUGCAUCUAAUUCUGCGUGUAAAGCAUUAAGAAUGGAUAUAAAGGAAGCUAUAGAAUCUGGCAAAGAUAGCGACAUAAAUCGCUUUCCAUUACAAAUCUCCGAACACGAACAAACAUGGCGACAUAAUACAAUUGACUAUAAAAUGAGAUUCUGUGGGCACUGUAACACCACAACCGAUAUAAAAGAAGCUAAUUUCUUCGGAAACAAUGGUCAAUAUAUUGUGGCAGGAUCAGAUGAUGGUUCCUUUUUUAUUUGGGAUCGAAAUACCACGAAUAUUAUUCGUGUAUUAAGGGGAGACGAACGUAUUGUAAACUGUCUGCAACCUCAUCCAUCUACAUGUUUAUUAGCUACCAGCGGUAUCGAUCCAGUAAUUAGAUUAUGGAGUCCUUUACCUGAGGAUGGUAGCGUAAAUGAAAGAGAAAUUCAGAAUUUGGAAGAUGCUGCAUCCGCAAAUCAAAUACGUAUGAAUAGUGAUCCGUUCGAGGUAAUGCUUAUGAAUAUGGGAUACCGAUUUCCUGUUCAACAGAAUGAACUUAACGAAGAUGGCGACGCGCAACAAGAUCAGUCAAUUAUGCAACCUUUGAAUUGUAGACCAAGUUAAAUUGUGAAAUGAAUAUGAAAAGUGGUAUAAAAUUGCAAUUAACCCAUUUACAUUAGGAAGCAGACUGUGUUGUGUUAUCCGUAUCACUAUAUGUGGCAUGAUUUACAAGGUAAUUGCACUUUAACACAAACGUCGUUCGUGUUCUUCCGUGCUGUGGCUGAACAUAACUUUUAAGCAACAUCAGACUUCGUGGAAUCCAAAAUAAUGGAUAAAGAAUGUAAUACUUUGGCAAAAAAUUUACAUAAUUUAUUAAAGUAAUCUAAACAAAGAUUGCACGUUAUAGUGAUAUAGGUAUCUUAGCACUUGUGGAUUAAUCCACGACUAAUUGUAAGCGAUAGGGCUAUAUAAACUAAACAUCGAAUGGGAAAUAUUCUGCUUCUUGAUGCAAAUAAGUUAAAUGACCGAAGACUUAUUCAGUACUGUAUCGUAAAAUAUUAAUGUUUUAAUUCCAAUUAUCUAUUUUUUUAUCAAUUUUGUGUAGUUGUUCACUUUUCCGUAAAUAAAGUGCUAAAGAAUA
Hylaeus anthracinus is the source of this 2683-nucleotide messenger RNA. It is a transcript of the gene adp, whose product is annotated as WD and tetratricopeptide repeats protein 1-like. The record is from RefSeq and is a predicted model, not a curated record. Gene Ontology annotation, cellular component: Cul4-RING E3 ubiquitin ligase complex; cytoplasm. Gene Ontology annotation, biological process: negative regulation of fatty acid biosynthetic process. The coding region runs from base 175 to 2166 and encodes 663 amino acids. Gene Ontology annotation, molecular function: protein binding. NCBI's taxonomy places the organism in Eukaryota, Metazoa, Arthropoda, Insecta, Hymenoptera, Colletidae. The transcript is spliced from 14 exons.